UGGACUAGUAUCAUCCCCAGCAAAUGGUGAAAUACUUUUUAAUCAGAACAGUACAAUUUAUGAUUCAAAGGCUACAUACAUCUGUAAUGAAGGCUACAACAUGAUUGGUCAAGCAAACAUAACAUGCGAACCUUCAGGAAACUGGGAUAACAAGAAAACAUAUUGCGAGAUAAAAGAUUGUGGAUUGCUGAUGCCACCGAACGAUGGUUUCGUUGUCACUCUGAAUGGAACAAAAUUUGGUGCAUCUUCUGAAUUUAGGUGUAAUCCUGGAUAUACUUUGUUCGGAGAUUAUUUCACAACUUGCUUGUCAAAUGGAACAAUGGCAAAACUAUCAUGUCAACUGCAUACUAAACAAGAAAGCGGUGCCCACAAUCUGUUUUAGUUGUGAUGGUAUGUCGAGUCCUGAAUAUUGUGACAAAGUUGAACAUUGUCAGCCGAAUCAGAUAUGCUAUACUGAAUCUUAUCAGACUGAUUAUGGAAAGGUAUUUCGAUCUGGUUGUAUGGAUGAACAAAAAUGCCACAAAGAGGAGAACAGUACCUCAAACUCUGUUUGUGUUGAAUGCUGUACAAAUGAAAUGUGUAACAAUAAAGGUUGUGGAAAUGCAGAUUUUCCGCCAAGAGAGCAUAGGGGUCCAAUGUGCUUUGAUUGUCAACAUAUCGGUGAUAUAAGUUCUUGUCGAAAGGUUACAAUGUGUGCAUCAGAUCAG
Molecule: messenger RNA, 707 nt
Organism: Ruditapes philippinarum (Manila clam)
Lineage: Eukaryota; Metazoa; Mollusca; Bivalvia; Venerida; Veneridae
Exons: 6
Source: RefSeq, a predicted model, not a curated record